GCAGAAUGUUCAACAUCAAUGGACCAAGCGGACCAACCAGUCGCAAUGAGCGACCCAUGCGGCUACCGGAGGACAAGAGGACCGCCGCCUCCGCGGCCAUGAAGCGCAGUACGGAGAAGCAUCGCUCCUCGUCCUCCUUCCAUGAGCGCAAGGCCGAUAAGGAGAAUGCAUGCGUGUCCACACUAUUCCAGGGAUGCAAUUUCUAUUUCAACGGGCGAACUGGCAAUGUAUCCUCGUACUACUUGAUCAAGAUGGCCAAAGCCCAUGGUGCAGGAACCUCGUGAGUUGGAUCCAACAAGUAUACUCAUGUGUAUUUGCUGCUGACAAUGGUAUUUUUAGCAUCAUGCAUCGCAAGACCAGAGUCACACAUGUAAUUGCGACGAACUUGAGUGGCUCCAAGACAGAAGCCGUGCUCAAGGCUGGCGGACGUGUGCACUGUGUACACCCGCAAUGGAUUCUAGACAGCAUUGAGAAAGGCAAGCGACAACCCGAAGCAAAGUACGUCGUGUGCAAAGACUCGACCGUGUCAUCGUCGGGCGCGUCCUUCUUCACUCAAGCACCCCCUUCUAUCCAACAAAGCUAGCCAACAGCCAAACCGCUUACCUGAGCGCAGUCAUGGCACCUAACGUUAUCGUGGAGAAUACUUCGCAGGGUUCCCCUACUACAGUAGUUCGGCCAACGCUCGAUGGCCAAUCACUUAUAGAAUCAAUGUUGCAUCAUCCCUUCCAUACUGAAACCAGCAUUCGUCGAGCAAGUGCGCCUUCACUCUCUCGGUCCUCGUCAACAUGCUACACGUUUCCUUCUCAUCGCACCCCAC
Aphanomyces astaci is the source of this 817-nucleotide messenger RNA. RefSeq lists its product as hypothetical. NCBI's taxonomy places the organism in Eukaryota, Oomycota, Saprolegniomycetes, Saprolegniales, Verrucalvaceae. Gene Ontology annotation, molecular function: DNA-directed DNA polymerase activity; deoxycytidyl transferase activity. The transcript has 4 exons. Gene Ontology annotation, cellular component: nucleus. Gene Ontology annotation, biological process: error-free translesion synthesis; error-prone translesion synthesis. Bases 170 to 583 code for a protein of 137 amino acids. The record is from RefSeq and is a predicted model, not a curated record.